This is a messenger RNA of Copidosoma floridanum, 1175 nucleotides long. RefSeq lists its product as uncharacterized. NCBI's taxonomy places the organism in Eukaryota, Metazoa, Arthropoda, Insecta, Hymenoptera, Encyrtidae. The record is from RefSeq and is a predicted model, not a curated record.
GAAAGUCGCUAUAAAGGUAGGGAAGCCUGUCGAUGUGCGAUCAGUAGCGCGUAAACUCAUCAACGCGCCGACAGAUCGUUGUACUCUGUCAUUGACGAUCGCCUAUAUUUUUCAACUAUUUUUUGCAAUUCAUUGAAAGGGGAGAAAAAAAGUUUAUGGACUAGAGCAUUUCUUUGUUGCUCUUUUUAUCGAUGGCUGGACCAAUGGAGUUUGCAGUGAUCUUAUGCUGUCUGCUCAGCUUUAGCACAAUUCGUGGCAGCAGUGGCUUCUACUUUCCGGACCAAGUGAGUGCAAAAGCAAAGGCUGACAGCAAUGCCUGGUCUGACGGCUACGGCAAUUCUCAAGCCAAUGCAAAUAGCGAAGCUUUAGCAACAGGCGGAAAUAAUGGUGGCUCAGGAUAUUCUGAAUUUUAUGAGCCACCAAUUCAUGAUUACCAAGGUUACCAAGGUUACGGUGGACGGUAUCCUCCUCAAGGAUUUACUCCUGUGUACGAUGGACCACACCAGCAAGUAUACGAUCCACGACCACCGUAUUCUCCAUCCCCCGUUGGAGGGCAAUGGCAGUCCAACUCCAACGCCAACGCAAAUUCCCAAAAUUUCGGUAACACGGGGAGUUCGAUCUCCAAUGCUAUUGCAAACAGCAAUUCGUUAGGACCAAAUGGCGAGGCCAGUGCUGCUGCUGCGGCAGCCGCUGCUGGUACCAGCUUUGUUAAUGGAGUGCCGAUAGUUAGCGCUGCUGCAUCCGCUGCUGCUGCUUCUAGCCAUGGUGGUAGCUCGUCUGUUUCAUCAGCAAACUCUGAUCGCGGUCCGCGUUACCCAUCAGGAUUUCAGUACCAAAGGCCUCAAUAUCAAGGGUCUUACGAGCGUCCACCCAACGUAUAUAAUCAAUAUGGGCAUCAACCAAUAAAUCCCUGGCAGUACAGAAGUGGUGGUGAUGAUAUUGCUGAUGGGGUUGUCGUUGAAGCAGACUCCUCUUCUAGAAGAAGUAGUCAAACCAAUGAAAGCUCGAAGGUUGUCUUCAAAGACUGAACUUACAGUUAAAAAAACAAACUACAGACGAUUGCAUACGGUGUACAGUGAAUUUAUAAAUGUGCAUAUCUACAUAAGCGAGGACUUUUAAAUCAGUAUUAAGUUAUUGUAAGUUAUUUUGUAUACAUAAAUAAAUGUCAAGAGCUA